Messenger RNA from Knipowitschia caucasica, 336 nucleotides. The record is from the annotation of a GenBank genome assembly. Lineage: Eukaryota; Metazoa; Chordata; Actinopteri; Gobiiformes; Gobiidae.
AUGGAUGACAGCAACAGAACCUUCAUCAGGAAUGUGAAGGGCCCAGUGCGAGAGGGAGACGUCCUCACCCUGCUGGAGUCUGAGAGAGAGGCCAGGAGGUUCCUGAAGCCGCAACUGUGGAGCAGAAGUCUUCGGUCGCAGUGCUCGUUUGAGCACAGAAACCAAAAGCUUAUUGUUUACAACCAUCUACUUCACCGUAACGUCCUCCUUCCUGCCUGCCCGCGCCUGCUAGUACGAGCCGUACGAGCAGUGAACGACUCACUGUGGUUCUGGAUCAGCCCCUUCCCGCUCCCCUUCGAGUCGUUCAGCUCUGAACGAAUCGUUCAUCUGAUCUGA